UUGUUACCGGCGUGACACGCGAUUCGCAAGACACCGAGAUAGCAGAGGAUGAGGCGAGGGCUGAGCUUUGCAUUGCAUUGCUGGUGCUGCAGCUCCUUCUGUUGCGUGGAGCUGCUGUUGGUGGUGGUGGGUUAGGAGGCUUGACGCAGGUGUAUGAUUAAUCUCGACUCGAUUUUAAUCUCGAAUCUAAUCGACUAGGCUCGACGCGGGCGGGCGUGAGUGAUCCAAGAACUUGAUGGAUCGGUCGGGGCGGAGGGGAUUUUGUUAGGUUGCGAGAGAAAUUCUCAGAUUACAAGGAGGGGGGAGGUUUUGUUCCAAGCUGUUGGUGGCGGAUUGCGCUGCGCGAAUGACCGAUUUGAAGUGUGAGGGAGGCCGGAAGAGGCAAGAUCUGGGAACGAGUGCACGAUGGACGAUGAAGGCAGAGUGAGAUGACGAGGCAAGAAGAGGUGAUUCGAUCUUGAGGACGAGCAGCAGCAUCCGUACGUCGUUGUGGUGGUUGUGGUGAUGGUAAGGGCAAGCAAGCGAAGGCGAAAGUUUGCUAGCACAGGGGGCGGGGACAAGAGAGGUUGUGGAGCAGAUCUAUGGGCUUGCCGUGCAAUUGUGCAUUCUGAGCUUUGAGAGUUGACUCUCGAAGUGUGGCACAAGUGCCAUACUUCUGGUUGAGGAGAUGCAACAAAAGCUGUUGUUACUUUUUGAAAUAGCCCUUGUCGAAUAAAGGCGAGAGAUCGUGGGACUUCCUCACUCAUGUCUCUGGGAGGCGUGGUCUGAGAAAUUCUAACGUUUGACUUGCCGAUUAGGUUGGACGGGGACGCCCAUCAGGGUGCAAAUUGAGCUUUAGAGAAAGCAGGAGGUUGCACUACUCUAGAGAUUGGAGCAUCAAAGAAUAUUCUAAGCAUCUUGGCUAGCGAGUAGCUUGUGGUUCACAAACUUACCAGUAGGGGUUCGUAUGCAGCUCGAGUAGAUGUCCUUCUGAAGCUUUGUGUCAUCAUCGUGACUGCUACUCAACAAUUUGCACUGGUUCAUGUGAAAUGCAUGACUCGUUUACGAUCUUUAUGCCAUGCGGUACUGGCCUCAUGUCAGAAAGUGGAGUCCGAGGAAGACGUACAAGAACUGCAAAGAAGGGUGAGACUGCUGUUUAGCAUCGUGAAGCUCUCACUUGACCUGUCGAAGGCUUGUACAAACUUCCAAUUUGAGAAAGCGGUACUCAAAGACAUUGUAGAGCUAGCCGCCGCAACGCCUGUACUGUUUGAGCGUACGUAUGAUUGUGGCAGCAUAGAGCAUGAUUAUCUUGUGGACACUAAUGUGGGAUGCUCACUCUCUACACUUAUAGAUGAGUUGAUUCAACUUUUGAGCUUCGUGCUCCCGGAUUAUAAACUUUUUUCUGAAUCUGAUAACAUACCUCGCUACUUCCUUGUUGGACUUGCUAAGCGGGGCGAAAGGAAGAUACGAGGAGCUCUUGGCAAGGCAGCCUUUCCUUUUGGUUUGCAUGCCGUAAGUGAUCAGUUGCCUACUUGAAUUGUUGCAAGAUGUUCACUAUCACUCUUCACAAUUGAUGUCCAAAGUCAAAGAUCAUGGAUCUUUGAGAGAGAAGAGCGAGAGUUGGCGAUUAAGCUCAACAUCCGUCCGCUCUUGUAAGUUUCGUAACCAAACUUUUAGCUUGAAUGAAGUACAAAGCAAGGAUUCUCAUUUGCAAGUCUUAUUCUCCGAAGACGGUCUCUGGCUUGAUAACCUGGUAGCAGCUACUGCUCUUCUCCAUGCAUAAGGACUUAAGGAGGGUUUAGCUGUGGAGACGGCAUCAUCAGUUCACAGCAAAGAAGAAUCUGCAGUUGGCUCCGUAGACUCUGUAACUGUGGCCAGCAAGGAUGAUGCCAUGUUUGGUGAUCUUUGCUCAGAAUUGGGCAGCCAUUCCAUGAUAUCUGAAGGAAACGCUCAAACUAGCUCGUCUGCGAAGAAGUUAGAUGAUC
Marchantia polymorpha subsp. ruderalis is the source of this 1964-nucleotide messenger RNA. The record is from the annotation of a GenBank genome assembly. NCBI's taxonomy places the organism in Eukaryota, Viridiplantae, Streptophyta, Marchantiopsida, Marchantiales, Marchantiaceae.